CCCCUCUUUCAUUUUAGCAUUUUAGAUUCUCACUAAAGAGCACUAAAGAGUUUACCUUUUCUUUUUUUUUUUUCAUUUUACCUGUUUGUACCUGCUUAACACUUUUCAAUAAAUCCACAGGGGUUGAAAAAUUUUAUAACCACUCUGGAAAAACUAAUUUUUUUUCCUCAACUCAUGUAUUACAAUUAUUUAAAUAAAUUAUCAAUCAAUAAUUAAUAAAUUGUUAAACAACAAAAAAUACCUUGUGUCAAGUGAAAAACUAUUUAAAAAAAAAAUUUUUUUUAAAAAGUUAUGAAAGACUGCAUUAUGAAAACUCAAUCAUUAAAUAAUCAAUUAUAUACAUUUUUGGAAAAAGGAGGAGGAAUUCAAGAUGAAAAAAAGCCUAAAAAAUUAUGUGGAAAAAUUAUUAAGGUGAUAAUUUAUGUAAAUUUAUUGAUCCUAUUUAUUGGAGCAAUUAUAUUAGUAAGCACUAGAUCAAUUGAUGAUUUAGAUGUAGCUAAAAAUUUUUUUAACACAAAGACAAAAAAUGAUGAUGUAAUUGUUAAUAAUGACACAAAAUUAACAACAAUUGAACCCCUGGAAACAUUUCAACUGGAUAUAUUUAAUUCAAAUAAUAAUGUUAAUUUAGACAGUUUAAUAAGUGAGGCUGAAACAUUGAGACAACAGGUGUUGCUUGAAAUACGCAUGGCUGAUUCAAUGGAAGGUGGCUGGAAUGAAAUCAUUGAUUCAGAUAUCAUCCAAUUACAAAAAAAUGCAACUUAUCUUAUUGUUAAAUAUUUAUUUAAAGAUGAUGAUGCUGAUAGUAGCAAUAAUAAUCAUCAAAUUGAUAAUCAAAAAAUUAUUAAUGAAGCUGAAAUUAUAAGUAGUAGAUUAAAUUGGAUCAUGGUUAAUAUAUAUUCAAAUGAUGAGUUAUGGAAUUAUAAAUUUAUAUCAAAAUCAUUGAUUGAAUUUAAAGUUCUUAAUCGUUGGAGAAAUUUAAUUAAUCGUAUUUAUGAUUGGAAGUAUCGUGUUAUUAAAAAUAAUAUUAUAUUUCCAAAUGAAUUACCAACAUUGGCUGAAGCUACUGCAGCUAAUAACAAAUGGCUAUUAGAAAAUAAUAUUGAUUUUAAAAAACCAGAAAAUGUUGAUCGUUCAGAAGGAGCUGAGGACAGUUAUAUUGAUGACGGUGAAGAAUAUGGUACUCCUCAAGAGCCUAAAGACGAAGAUUAUGAUGUGAUUCCUCAAGAGCCUGAAGACGAAAAAGUGGAAACUGGUGAUGAUGAUGAUGAUGAUGAAGAUGAAGAAGAACAUAACGUGAGUGACGAGCAUGAUGAUGAUGAUAAUGAUGAUGAAGAUGACGAUGAUGAUGAUGAUGAAAGUACAACAUCAGAUGAAGAUAUGGUUAUAACCGUUCAAGAAGACGAAACAAUAGUCGAUUAAUACGCUUACUCAUAAAAAUUUUUAACAUUCAAAAAAACAAUUGAAAUAAACUACUUUUAUAACACAAUAAUUGAAUAAUAAAAA
Messenger RNA from Aphidius gifuensis, 1503 nucleotides. Its product is annotated as glutamic acid-rich protein-like. The transcript is spliced from 2 exons. The coding region runs from base 292 to 1419 and encodes 375 amino acids. The record is from RefSeq and is a predicted model, not a curated record. NCBI's taxonomy places the organism in Eukaryota, Metazoa, Arthropoda, Insecta, Hymenoptera, Braconidae.